AUGCAGCGUUUCAGGAGAGCAUUCCACCUCCUGCCCAGGGCGCAGGCUAGGCUAGCUUCCUCUUCAGCCCUGAAAUCAGAUACCCAGACUCGACCAGAUGACUUCUUUCACUAUACCUCCGGCCGUUGGCUGUUCGACGAACAGCAACAGUUGGCAAAAAGACACGUCAAAUUCAAUCCCCAAGCCCUCCAGAAAGUGGCUGGCCAACUGCGCAACACUCAAUGUGUCCAAAUGACCAAACUCCCCGAGGGGAUGCAUAACAAGGUCUUUUCCUUGAAGAUGGAGAAUGGCGAGGAGAUACUCGCCAGAAUCCCAAAUCCUAAUGCUGGUCAUCCGCGAUGCGUGGUCUCGAGUGAAGUGGCUACGCUUGAUUUUCUUCGCAGUAUCCUUGGUUUACCCGUUCCUACAGUCUUGGAUUGGAGCUCUGUUUCGAAUCCAGUGGGUGCUGCGUACAUUCUCAUGGAGAAAGCAAAAGGCCGUCAGCUGAGUGAGGUCCGGGAUACCAUGUCCACAGCCCAGAAAUUCGGUUUGGUAAAGAGGUUGGUAGAGAUUGAGAGACGGCUGGUGAGCACCAGGUUUGCACGCCAUGGUAGUCUGUACUACAAGGACAGCUAUCCAGAUGGGAACGACAUUUUGGAUUCGACUGAGAUGCCUAAAUCGGAGAUGAAAGCUAUCUCAAAGUUUGUAGUAGGACCAACCACAGAGAUAUCCUUCUGGGAGGAUGAAAGACGUGAACUUGACAUUGAUCGUGGCCCAUGGAAAACAACAGAGGAAUACCUUACGGCUAUUGCACAUCGCGAGAUUGCUGUUAUCCGAAAACUUAACGCCACUUCCUGCCUGGAUAAAGCAUCACCUGAGAAACAUAUCCAACUCCUUGAACAAUUCAUGACUGUGCUACCGUAUAUACUCCCUUUCGAAGACGUUUCCAAUCCUGUUCUUCUACACCAUGAUCUUCACACAGAAAAUAUUUUCGUCGAUGAAACCGAUCAUACAAAAGUAUCCAGCAUAAUUGAUUGGCAGGAAGUGUACGCAGCUCCAUUAUUUCUACAAGCACGGUUUCCAUCAGUAUUUGACUGCGAUGAUCCAUAUCCAUGGGGUAUUAUCAAGCCAGAACUGCCCGAUGAUUUUGACAUUCUUUCACAGCCCGAGAAGAAUAUGGAGGAAGAGAGACUUGACAGGUUACGACUAAAGAAAUUUUACGAAAUAGCAUCGAGGAAAUUCAACCCAGCUCUUGUCCAGGCUAUGGAUGCCAUGGCAGAUGGGGAUGAUCCGACGACAUUCAUCUUCCAUCUCAUUGGACACUCGGCUGCUAAUGGUCCGAUUCCUCUUCAGGAGCUUCUUAUACAAAUACAUGAAAAAUGGAUUCAGGUCCUAGCAAGGCGAGGAAUAUCAGCGCCAUGUCCAAUUUCAUUUUCAGAAGAGGAAAGUGAGAAAUAUAGACAGCAGGUAGAUGAAUGGGCAGAGGCUUAUAAUGAGUUCAACAGUCUGCGAAUAGAAGUCUCAGGGAAAGAUGGAUGGGUUUCACACGAAGAGUACGAUGAAGCGAUGGAAAAAUUUAAGCAGAACAGGGCGAGGUUAGAAAAACUCGAAAAACGGUUAAAGGGGAUUUAUAGCUGUGUAUAA
Aspergillus wentii DTO 134E9 is the source of this 1623-nucleotide messenger RNA. Its product is annotated as aminoglycoside phosphotransferase family protein. Bases 1 to 1623 code for a protein of 540 amino acids. The transcript is spliced from 3 exons. The record is from RefSeq and is a predicted model, not a curated record. Lineage: Eukaryota; Fungi; Ascomycota; Eurotiomycetes; Eurotiales; Aspergillaceae. Gene Ontology annotation, cellular component: mitochondrion.